AUGUGGAAACUCACAUUGCUGUUAGUGUGCCUCAGUGCCUGCUGUUUGGCCGGACCACUUCAUGGAGUCAAGCGAAAUGUGCCUAUUGUGCUGCAGGAGGAAGAAGUUGAAGCAGAACGUCCGGCACCUGAGCCACUUGCACCCGAGUACCCCGAAAUGCCAUCGACAUUGACCUUGCCCAGCAAUGCUACAUCGAUACGUACAGACAUUACUGACAACUUUUCAUGCGAUGACAAAGUAUAUGGUUAUUACGCGGACGUGGAGAAUGACUGCCAGAUAUUCCACGUCUGUUUGCCGGUAACGUACGCGGAUGGCAAAGAGAACACAUUCCGUUGGAGUUUUAUCUGCCCCGAGGAGACGGUGUUCAGUCAGGAUUCAUUUACCUGCAUGCGUCGUGAGGAUAUGGCCAUAACAUGUGAAGAUUCUGUUAACUAUUACGAACUAAACCGAAAUUUUGGCAAUACCGAAGAGCAGAGUGCCAAUUCCAAUAACAUGCCAGAUACUGAAGAGCAAGCGGAAGCACAACAGCCCGAACCAGCUAAACCCGCCCUGCAAGAAGUCCAACAAGCUGCUGCACCUCAAGAAGAGCCACAAACAGCUGCAGCUCCUGCUCAAGCAGCAAAGCCUAUGAAAGUGAAGCCUGCGCAGGUGCAGAAACCUAACCGUAGGAAGCCACAACCAAAGCCACAACAACACCAAGCAAUUCAUCCUACAAAUAAACUGCCGUCAAUUAUGCCCCUUCGCAAGAUGCCUAAUGUUGGUCCGAUUGCACCAGUUAAUAUACCAGCUGAAGUAGUAUCCGUCCAUGAAAUUAAAGACGAGGUAAAAUCAGUACCACCCCGGUAUAAGAAGCGUCCCGCUGUGACGUAUAGCACUGAAAAGGAAGUUGUAGAAGUGCCCGCACCGCCAUUCAAGGUUGAGGUGGUGCACACCUUAAGCAAUCCCGAAUCGCUUAAGCGCAAACGCCCCACAUUUGCACACAAAAAUAAUGUGGUUGUCAACAAAGUGCCUGAGGACGUGCCUGUCAUCGAGUCGGUACCCGUAACUGUGUCGGUAGAACCUGUUGUUCCAGCUGUAAAAUUUGAGUCUAACUUGGGCUCCGCUCCGCUGCCUGUGACAAUCAAUGAACCUGUAGCGCAGACAGCCGAAGAACUACCAGUAAUUGUGGAACCAGUUCAAGAUCCAGUAGAUGCAGAACCACAAGCUUCCGAAAUUGAGGAGCAUAUCGUUGAACCAGAAAAUGCAUUUAAGGCAAUAGUUGAACCACAAAUUGUAAACCGAGACGAUACAAGUAAUGCAAAAGAUGAUAUCGCUGCACCAAUUGAGGUAGCGGUACCAGUCAUAGUGGAAGAGGCUGAAAAUGUUGCGCCAAUUCUGGACGAAACAGUUAAGAAUGACGAACUCGCUGCUGAAGAAAUUUCAAAAGUUGAAGAACCUGUAGCAGAAGAAGUAACAAAAAUCGAGGAGCCAGUGGAGGCAGAGAAAGCGCACAUUGUGGAGACACAAAAAGAAGAACAAUCCGCCAAGCCAAUUGAGGUAGUUGAAGAGGUUCCAGCCUUAAGCUCAGAACCUCUGGAAAGUGCACCAGAAGAGGAAAAGCUUCAAGAAAUUAUCAAGUCACAAAUCAGUGUCGAGAUGCCAGCACAAACCGAAGAGCAAUCUUUGCUCGGGGAGCCUGCGGAAAUUGUUGACCAACUAGGCUAUGCAUCGGAGCCUGUUGCUUUGGAUGCCGCACCUGAGGCGAUUGCUCCCAUUGAAAAUAAUGAUGAAUUAUUGCCUGCUUUACCAUCACUAGAGGAGAUGGAGGCACAAAAGCCCGUUGAUGCCAUCGAAACUAUGCCGGCUACUCAAGAAAUGGAACAGCAAGACCCCAUUGUGCAACAAGCAUUCGAGGAAAAAGAUAAUCAUUUGCAGACGGUGGGUGGUUUCAAACCUGUAGAUCCCGAGUUGGCCGCAGAAGCUGAAGCUCUUAUCUCAGACUUCAUCAACACACUUAAGAGUGAUCAUCCUAAUAUCAAACCUAGUCUGCCAGUACCGAUAGAAGAAGAAGCACCCACAACUUCUGCCGAAAGCGAAGAUGUCAAAGUUGAGACUGAGGAAUUGCAACAGACUCAUGAGAAAAAUGAAGAAUCACAAUCUAAUCACGAAGAAACACAAGUUGCUGUCGAAGCUGAUACAAGUUCCCUGAAAACCAUAGCUGCCGAGCAACCUGUAGCAGUUAAACCAGAAAAUGAGCCAGUUGUGCCAGAAAAUGAGCCAAUUCCAGUUGUAGAAAAAGAAUCAAACAUUUCGCCAUUGCUUAAGUUCCCAAUAUCCAAUAGUUUCCCUUCCGAUAUGUAUCAUAUUCCAGUAACGGUUAUUCAGACGCCAUACGAAGAAGUACAAAAUAUUAAAUCCGCUGAGAUAACACCGGUCGAAGAACAAGCGCCAGCUCAAGAAGAAAAGCAAGAGGAAACGAAAUUCCUUCCAGAAGAGACUGCGUUAGCUCAAAGUGAAAUUACAGAGGAGCAAAAGGAAGCCCAAUCUGAACCCACAGCGGAAGCCCAAUCUGAACCUAUUGCACAGGUUGCAGAAACGGAAGCUGUAGAAAACCAGCCGGAAGCUGCACAUCCCGACCUUUCAGAGGCUGUGGAAAGUCAGCCUGAAAUUGAGCAACCCGCAGCUCCUAUGGCCUUCAGACCCAUCAGUAUCGAUGACAUUGUUGAACUUGUAAAGGAACGUUUAGAUCAAAUACCAGCCAAUGAGAAAGGAGCACCCAUGGAAUUGGUUAUGGAACCAGACAACGCUGACAAACCCGUGGAGUUGAAAUUUAGUUUGCAAAAAGGGUCUGCGCCGCAAGAAGAAUCAGCUGACCAAACACCUGCCGAGGAUAUCAUUUUUCCCAUUUAUCAUAGAGUGUCCGAGCCUGAGAGCAGCAAUAUCCAAGCGCAAGAAACCGUAGCUGUAGACGAGUCAAACACCAUAGUGACAGACCUUAAAACGUUACCGCUUCAAGCGGAAACUGUGCAGACCGCAGUCACCCCAGUAGUUGAGUCCAUCGACAAGGCUGUGCAGACGGAUGCCGAAGAACUUGGUGCGAAUGUAGCCAAGACAGCAGCAAACACUGAGACUGAGACAAAAUCCGCACCUGUGACUGAUAUCCGAGAACCUGACAGUUCAGCCACCGUUGAGAUUGCGGAGUCCGAUGUGCCAGCUAAAACUGAAACAAGCGAAGCUGAAGAUAGUGCCAAAUCAAAUCGCGCGUUGAGAUCGCGCAGUUUGACAAAAGCUAAGUUAGAUCCACGCAAACGUCGCUUCCUCUUCAGAUCGGAUGCCAGUUAGAGCUUUAAAACACUCCAAUAUAUGCCCAUUGAGCACGCCCUGCACGCCACAGGGUGCACAUGCGCAUUCGCAUGCAACCCGCCCAUGAAAUUCCUACAACCUAGGUUGCUAAUUUUUCACUACAUACUUACUUUCACUUGCAUUUACAUGCGUACUACAUUGUUUGGGACUGAUCGCGCAAGCGUCAAACUUUGAAUAUGGGUUGAAUAUGGGUCAACUAUUUUCGACUCCAACCAAGCGAAAAUGUGUCUUCUAAAACUUUCUUUUCUUAUUUAAGUUAAACUAAUUUAUGAUUUUAGGUCUAUGUUUUUUAUAUGAAAAACUAUAAAAAAUUAAAAAAAUGCAAAAUUUUAGAAAAGUGCGUGAAAUUCACACAGUUUCGU
Anastrepha obliqua is the source of this 3704-nucleotide messenger RNA. RefSeq names its product cytadherence high molecular weight protein 1-like. Gene Ontology annotation, molecular function: chitin binding. NCBI's taxonomy places the organism in Eukaryota, Metazoa, Arthropoda, Insecta, Diptera, Tephritidae. The coding region runs from base 1 to 3321 and encodes 1106 amino acids. The transcript has 4 exons. The record is from RefSeq and is a predicted model, not a curated record. Gene Ontology annotation, cellular component: extracellular region.